Molecule: messenger RNA, 637 nt
Organism: Candoia aspera
Lineage: Eukaryota; Metazoa; Chordata; Lepidosauria; Squamata; Candoiidae
Gene: LAMTOR2
Product: late endosomal/lysosomal adaptor, MAPK and MTOR activator 2
Exons: 4
Coding region: 92-469 (125 amino acids)
Biological process (GO): positive regulation of TOR signaling; cellular response to amino acid stimulus
Cellular component (GO): Ragulator complex
Molecular function (GO): guanyl-nucleotide exchange factor activity; molecular adaptor activity
Source: RefSeq, a predicted model, not a curated record
CGCCGCGGGUGCGGGUGCGGGCCCGGUCAGCUGAGAAGGCCGGGCGCCGGGGCCGCUGCCCGCUUCGCCUCUUGCGCGCCGAGAAGGGGCCAUGCUGCGCCCCAAGGCCUUGACGCAGGUGCUGAGCCAGGCCAACACGGGAGGCGUCCAGAGCACCCUACUUCUGAACAACGAGGGCUCUCUGCUCGCUUACUCUGGUUAUGGAGACACAGAUGCCAGAGUCACAGCUGCUAUAGCCAGCAACAUAUGGGUGGCCUACGACAAGAAUGGGCAUCAGGCAUUUAACGAGGACAAUUUAAAGUUCAUCCUGAUGGACUGCAUGGAGGGCCGCGUGGCAAUCACCAGAGUCGCAAACCUGCUGCUGUGCAUGUAUGCGAAGGAGACGGUGGGCUUUGGCAUGUUGAAAGCAAAGGCUCAAGCUUUGGUCCAGUACCUCGAAGAUCCCCUCACCCAGGUGGCUGCUUCCUGAACAGGUGGAAUGCCGGGUUGUGGCAGAAGGCGACAGGGCUGGGGCAUGAAGUCGGCCUUUCAGUCUCGCAAAUCCUGCCUCCCAGCAGACCGCGAAAGGCGCUGAGUGCCUCAUGCUUCUUUCAGACACGAGAAUAAUAACAGAAGAGAAUAAAGGAUGCUUUCAGCA